Molecule: messenger RNA, 1122 nt
Organism: Sciurus carolinensis (gray squirrel)
Lineage: Eukaryota; Metazoa; Chordata; Mammalia; Rodentia; Sciuridae
Gene: Smim33
Product: small integral membrane protein 33
Exons: 2
Coding region: 127-528 (133 amino acids)
Source: RefSeq, a predicted model, not a curated record
AGAGGGUGUGUGCCCCAUGAGCCCUGCAGACGUGGCAGCUCCGGGUAGGGGCUGAGCGGGGGCAGCCAGCUCUCCUUUGCCCAGCUGGCCUCCAGUCCCAAGGGAGCCCUGCACCAGUCCCGGACAAUGCAAAAGGCCGAUAACGGUGUGCUGUUGCGUUCUCCAGCCGUGAAUGGGUCCUUGGGGCAGGAGCCCCAGAGGCAGCUUCCGGAGGUGUUGGGUGGAGCCUGGGAACCACUUCAUGGAGAUGGGCUGCCUCCGCUCACCAUCAUCGUUGCCGCCUUUGUCCUGCUGGCAGUCUGUAUUGUGGUGGCAGUCCACUUUGGGCCAAGGCUACACCAAGGCCACGCUACUCUCCCCACAGAGCCACCAGCCCCAAAGCCAGAAUAUGGCAUCUACCUCAUCCACUGGAGGCUGCUGGGCCCCCAGGACAGUCACAAAGAAGACCAGCAGGGACCUCCUAUCCCUGAAACCUAUCCUACUCCAGAAGGGCCCAGGCCCAGCAUUGAUGAAGUCACAUAUCUGUAGGAGGGAGAAGUUAAUCUGAUCUGGCUCAACACAAGAAACUGAACAGAGAAUUAGAGCAAAAGCAAACUGGAGUCUGAGUGUCAGAGCUGUGGAUGGGCACACUGGGCUCAGCCAGAGCUGCCUUCCCCAUAUGAUUCUGAAAAGAGCUCUUCACGGACAGGAAAAAUGAAAGAAGCUUGAGGGCAGGGCCUUGCACAGAGACAUGCUGCUGCAGGCGUUCCCGGGGUCUAAGGCUGCCCUUACUUACAAAGACAUGCCUCCCACACGGACCUCCUGACCCUAACCUGAGUCCCUGCUCCCUUCUUGCACCCUUAAUCUCCCUCCCUUUUGUUGAAAAGGGAGGGAAACUGUGAAAGAUUCCACCACUCAUCCCAAUCCCAAGCAGGAAUGUGAGACACUCCAUGGAUUCCCUGGAUCCCAUGAAAGUCCAGUUAGGGAGAGCUACAGCAAAGAACCCAUGGUCUGCCUUUUCUGAGACUCUGAGAAUUCAGGGAUUCACCCAUGGGGGGGCGGGGCAAAUCUUUAGUUCAGGGCCUAGGUCUUGUUGACAAUGUCUAAAGCCUUUGGAAAUCCCAAGCACCAUUUAUAGUUCAA